CAGAUAACAGUUCACCAGAACCCCUUAAUGUUACGAUUUCCUUCAUCCCUGCUGCGCCCCGAUACACAGAUAAUUCAUUGAAAGUAAAUAAAUCACACUAAUGCUGUUUUCUGGUCACUUACUGAACUCCACCACACUCAUUAAGUUCAGUGUGGAACAUGGUCCUGCUUAAAUAAACUACAUCGAGGAACGGAAUCGAUUAUAUCUUACUCCGACCCGCUAGAAGAUGAGCUCAACCAUGCGGUAUACCCCCUUCGCCUCUGACAUAGAAUUUCCAUUCUAUACGGCCCUAGCAUCACUCAAGAUCAACCAUGACAAGCUUGAUGAUGCCGCCCGCAAAGUGCUGGGUUUCUAUGAGGUCCGAACUACAGAUCCUCCUAAUGCUUCAUGCCGAAUGCAAAUACAUGGAAGCGCCCUAACUAACGAUGAAACACCGGCUGGAUUAUAUCGAGCCGAAGGGAUGAUCAAGAAUGUCAAUACAUUUGAAGAGUACACAAAUAUCGACAAAGCACAUAUUCUUCAGCGGUCUGCAAAGAUGAUAUGGGAUGCUAUAAGUGACGGCACGAUCUACUCAACCCCCUCGUUACUCGCCUCCUUCAUCAUCUUGUCGUAUGCAGACCUCAAAAAGUACAAGUUCCACUAUUGGUUUGCAUUUCCCGCACUGCAUUCAAAUCCUUCCUGGACAUUUUCAAAGGACACUGAGCGAGAUGACACGUCCGGUCUGUCUAGAAAAGCAACGGCAUCUGAUAUUCCUCUAUCAGAUGCUGAAAUUGCGCGUCUUGUAGAGACGGUCAAGACAUGGACUCAUGGCGUUGAAGACCGCCAGCGAGGGUUCUUCUUGGCUAGAAGGGUCCAUGACAUCAAGGAUGGAGCAGGAUCCGAAAACAGAUCAGGGAUUACCGACCAAAUCACAGAAUCAUCAAAUCCUGAUGGCCCGCGUUGGCGAAUUGCUACCCUCUCAGCAUACGAAAAUGGAUUUUUCAACGAGGCAAGUUUUGAAGACUGCUAUGUCAGCUUUGCAGAUCCUUCAAACUAUGAUGAUGCACCCGGAUGGAUGCUCAGGAAUCUCCUGGUGCUUGUAAAAAGACGAUGGGGACUCAAUAAAGUUCAGGUACUGAGAUACCGCGACACACAGCCGCAGCCCAGUCGCAGUAAUUAUAAAAGCACGGUGCUGAUACUGGGAUCGGAUACACCGAGUGAUGGAAAUUCGCAAAUUCCGAGCAAAGACAUGCCAAAAGUGACCGGGUGGGAACGUAAUCCAGCUGGUAAAUUGACGAGUCGAUUGGUCAAUCUCACAGAGUACCUAGAUCCCAAGAGGCUGGCUGACCAGUCGGUUGAUCUCAACCUCAAACUCAUGAAAUGGCGGAUUAGUCCUAAUCUGAAUCUCGAAAGAAUUAAGCACACCAAAUGCCUCCUAUUGGGAGCGGGGACCCUCGGAAGCUAUGUUGCAAGAAACCUGAUGGGCUGGGGAGUAUCCCAAAUCACUUUUGUGGAUAAUGGGUCUGUGUCGUUUUCCAACCCUGUGAGGCAACCACUCUACAACUUCGCCGAUUGUCUAGAUGGCGGGGUCAAAAAGGCUCUUCGUGCUUCUCAGGCUUUGUUGGAAAUUUAUCCUGGAGUAGACUCUACAGGUCAUGUUUUGUCUGUGCCCAUGCUUGGUCACCCGGUCAUCGAUGUUGACAAAGCACGAGCGGAAUUCGAGGUACUACAGACACUUAUAAACGAACAUGACGUCAUAUUUCUUUUAAUGGACACGCGAGAAGCACGCUGGUUGCCGACAGUCAUGGGGAAGGCAGCUGGCAAACUUGUCAUGAAUGCGGCACUCGGAUUCGACUCAUAUGUGGUUAUGCGUCAUGGCAUCAAGACAGAUGAGGACCCAUCAGCAGAACUCGGCUGCUAUUUUUGCAACGACGUCGUUGCGCCGAUGAAUUCUGUCAAGGACCAAACACUUGAUCAACAGUGUACCGUCACUCGACCUGGUGUAGCCGCCAUAGCCUCGGCUUUACUAGUAGAGUUGCUUGUUUCCCUUCUUCAACAUCCUCUAGGCACUGCCGCACCGGCCCCGUCUUCACGUAGUGAUGACCGAGGAGACCAUCCUCUGGGACUUGUGCCACAUCAAAUCAGAGGAUUUCUUGCAACGUUUGAGAAUGUCCCCGUCGUAGGCAGAAGCUACAAGUAUUGUAGCGCCUGUUCAGACAAUAUCAUUCUUACUUACAAAGAACAUGGUUGGGGGUUCGUUCUAAGGGCUUUAAAUGAGCCUGGAUACGUUGAAGAACUGAGCGGUCUCAAGGAGGUGCAAGCAGUAGCAGAGGCAUCGCUUGCGGACGUCGAAUGGGAUGAGGACAGCGAUUCAGGAGAGGAGAUAGAAUCAAGCUCGGUCUGAUGUUAAGAAAGACGGUUGACGCUACAGAUUUUGGCAAUUGUUGUGCCCGAAGGUCAACGAUCCCACCAUUCUAAGACUCUCAGUAGUCAGGAAUUUGGUUUUCCAUUCUGCUACCUCCGAUUAAGGCCAAUGAAAAAGGAUUCUUUGGAC
Aspergillus sclerotioniger CBS 115572 is the source of this 2533-nucleotide messenger RNA. RefSeq names its product putative autophagy ubiquitin-activating enzyme ApgG. Gene Ontology annotation, molecular function: Atg12 activating enzyme activity; Atg8 activating enzyme activity. Gene Ontology annotation, cellular component: phagophore assembly site; cytoplasm. Gene Ontology annotation, biological process: autophagosome assembly; cellular response to nitrogen starvation; protein modification by small protein conjugation. The record is from RefSeq and is a predicted model, not a curated record. The transcript is spliced from 7 exons. NCBI's taxonomy places the organism in Eukaryota, Fungi, Ascomycota, Eurotiomycetes, Eurotiales, Aspergillaceae. The coding region runs from base 239 to 2383 and encodes 714 amino acids.